GUGGCCCUGCCUACCAAGAAUUGAUUAAGCAAAUUCUUGGGAAAAAUUAAUUAAUUAGAACAUCAAGAACUAAAGCCCUUUCCCCUCUCUCUCCUCUUUUCUCUUCCUUCUUUUUCUUCCUUCUUUUUCUUCCUUCUAUCCCUCUCUUCCAUGCCUGUUUUGUCCUGGUUUGUUUCUGCAAAUUAAACAAUAUGUAUCCCCUCAUGAACUCGAAUGGGUAUGACCAAUUCGUUGCUCCUAAAACAUUAGAUAAGGCUUCAUCUCCACCAUAUUCUUACCCUCAUUUAUUACCCUAUGGUUAUGGUACUAUGCCACCACCAAGACAACAACUUCCUCCACCAUAUGGAUCUCCUGAGGCUUCUGUAUAUAUUCAAAGAGCUCCUAUUGGAAUAACCAAACCUAUGCAAGAGACAACUUGGUCAACAAACAUUCUUGCAUGUUAUAGAGACCCCAAAAAUUGUCUUACGACAUGUGUUUGUCCAUGCAUAACAUCCGGGCAAAUUGCAGAAAUUGUGAGUGAAGGACGAACGUCAUGCAUGGAAGGAGUGAUAAUAAACUUGUUGCUCUGUUGGUGUUUAGCUACACCCCUUUACACUUGUUACAACAGGGUUAAAUUGAGAAGAAAAUUUAAGUUGGAAGGGAACGGAUGUCUUGAUUUCCUUAUUCAUUUAGUUUGUCCUUAUUGUGCCUUAUGUCAAGAAUAUCGUGAGCUUCAUCGUCAGGGAUUUGACCCUAGCCUUGGAUGGGCAGAAAAUAUUGAGCGACAAAGCCAUGCUGUUGCUGUUUUCACGAUCACUCCACCUCCGAUUCAAGAAGCCAUGAAGAGAUAGAUAACAUUUCAAAUAUUUUUGAUCAGUUAAUUGUCAAGAUAAAACCAGCUAGACCUCGGUUUGCGUUGACUAAUGCUGCUAUCUUCAAAAAUUUCUUCUAAGCAGCUUGGUUUUUGUGGUCAAAGCUGGCAUGUCCACGGCUAGUUUUAAUUUUUUCCUCACUAUGGGUGGAUUCUCAAAUAGCUUGUGAUCACAAGAACUAUCCACUUGAUUACCUUCUUGAAUUAGGAUUAAAAACAAUUUUGGAUUUGCAUAUACUUCCCACUUCAAGUAGAAAGAAAUUGAUCUCAAAUAUAUAUUUUGCUAUGGAAAUUUAAGAAAAUUACUAACAUUGGGCAUAAAGUCAAGGAAGAGAUCUACAAUUAGUUUUCUCUUUGU
This is a messenger RNA of Lycium barbarum (goji berry), 1208 nucleotides long. Its product is annotated as protein PLANT CADMIUM RESISTANCE 3-like. Bases 192 to 830 code for a protein of 212 amino acids. The record is from RefSeq and is a predicted model, not a curated record. The transcript has 5 exons. NCBI's taxonomy places the organism in Eukaryota, Viridiplantae, Streptophyta, Magnoliopsida, Solanales, Solanaceae.